Molecule: messenger RNA, 2862 nt
Organism: Peromyscus californicus insignis
Lineage: Eukaryota; Metazoa; Chordata; Mammalia; Rodentia; Cricetidae
Gene: Tmem231
Product: transmembrane protein 231
Exons: 7
Coding region: 37-984 (315 amino acids)
Biological process (GO): cilium assembly; regulation of protein localization
Cellular component (GO): ciliary transition zone; ciliary membrane
Source: RefSeq, a predicted model, not a curated record
GUUGCCGUGGAGACUCGGCGCUACGGCCCUGAGCUCAUGGCGCUGUACCAGCUCUUCUCCCACCCGGCCGAGCGCGGCUAUCGUGCGGGGCUCUGCUCCAAGGCCGCGCUCUUCCUACUGCUGGCCACGGCGCUCACCUACAUCCCGCCCCUGCUGGUGGCCUUCCGGAGCCACGGGUUUUGGCUGAAGCGGAGCAGCUACGAGGAGCAGCCGAGCGUGCGCUUCCAGCACCAGGUGCUGCUCGUGGCCCUGCUGGGGCCCGAGCCCGGAGCCUUCCUCGCCUGGAGCACCUUCCCCACCUUCAACAGGCUGCAGGGGGUUCACCUGCGCGUCCCCCUGGUGUCGACCAGAGAAGAAGACCGGAACCAGGAUGGGAAAAUGGAUGUGCUCCAUUUUAAACUUGAACUUCCCCUUCAAGCCACAGAGAAUGUUCUCGGUGUGCAGCUCAUUCUGACCUUCUCCUACCAACUUCAUAGGAUGUCAACGUUUGUGAUGCAGAGCAUGGCGUUUCUUCAGUCCUCCUUUGCUGUUCCCGGGUCACAGUUAUAUGUGAAUGGCGACCUGAGGCUGCAGCAGAAGCAGCCGCUGAGCUACCGUGGCCUGGAUAUCAGAUACAAUGUAUCUGUGAUCAAUGGGACUAGUCCUUUUGCCCAUGACUACGACCUCACACACAUUGUUGCUGCCUAUCAGGAAAGGAAUGUUACUACCGUCCUGAGUGACCCCAACCCAAUCUGGCUGGUGGGCAGGGCCGCCGAAGCUCCUUUUGUGAUCAAUGCUGUCAUCCGAUAUCCUGUGGAAGUCAUUUCUUAUCAGCCAGGCUUCUGGGAGAUGAUAAAGUUUGCCUGGGUUCAGUAUGUCAGCAUCCUACUCAUCUUCAUCUGGGUGUUUGAAAGAAUCAAAAUCUUCGUGUUUCAGAACCAAGUAGUGACCUCCAUUCCUGUAGCCGUGCCCCAGGGAGAGCUGGGUAAAGAGCACUUAUCCUGAGAAGACCACAUCAGGAGACUCUGAGGGACCAUGGCUACCUCAUCCCCAGCUUCUGAGAACUGUGACUUUACAACAUUUCUGCAAAGAGCCUGCUGGACACUUUCAGGCUCGAGUGUUUCCCCCUCAGAGACAAAGAAUGGUUCUUUCAACUGCACAAACCCUGUGCCUUCAAAGCACCAAGGAAAUCACAAGGACGAGUUUGUGGAAAGGUCCCAGGGUUACUAGAGGCUAUGAUUUUUGUUUUGUUUUGUUUUUGGUUUUGGUUUGGCCUUGAAUUUCAGGAGAAAAUUGCAGUCAGCUCAUACAUCUUUGAGAGAGUCCCACCUCUGGUCAAUGAAGACUUUACCCCUUUUGAACUGGGCUGCCUGUGCGUUCCUCCUCCUGUUAUAAGCUACUUUUUAGCUUCUUCAGGGCCCUCACGAGAAAUACGCAAGUCCCUAGUACUUUCUACUCCUACGUGUCUACACAUUGUCCAUUCAGAACUUUGAUUUCAGAACUGAAGCCUUUAACUGGAGAACUGAAGGGGGCAGGGCAGGGCCUAAAUACAUGAGUCCCAGAAACAUGUGCAUGCGGGUGGGUAACUUAAGGGCAGGAGGAGCAGACACCUGCCCUCAGGCUAAUAGAUGGGAGUCUGUCAUCAGCUCAGCUGAACAGCCCUCUGUUCCUGCCCUACUGUGGCUGGCUCUGUGCCCUGUUUCUUGCCCUCUGUCUGUGCCCCCGGGAUGGCGGCUGAAGUCAGAAGUACUGUUUUAUUUGGUCUGGCCCCCCACCCCCAAUAGCAGGGAAGGACAUCAGGCUUCUAACAACAGGUUCUUUCUCUCUGGUCCUCACUCAGCAGCCUGGCCACUUGCCACUCCUCCCCUUGAUGGCCUUCCCCCUUUCUGAAAGGAUCUGGGUGACCGAGGGGUUGGUGGCGGUGUUGGCUUCCAUUGCCUGACAACCGCAGGGUUUAUUUGGAGGCUGAGCCAAAAACUCAGUUGCUUGCAGUUCCCUGACUAAGGAACAGGGUAUUUGGCAGAAGGGAAGCUUUGGGGAAGCACGAGGAGCAGGUAAAGAGGAGGCUAAGCAGGGCAUCUACCAGAGUGACAAGCAGCCCAGCCAGGGAGCCCUCCAAUCUAAAGAAGUAUCCACGAAGAACGUGGCCAGAACAAGCUUCUACCUUGGCUCUGUUUAUGAUGUCACCAUGUCAUUAGCCCUGGAAGGACAUACCUACCCCUACCACCCCAUGCCUCAUGUCUAACCCCAAACACACUCCUCAGUAUAUGUCUUAGUUUACCUUGGAGACUCAGUUCUGAUUUCCAGAGUACCUUUCUGUCAGACUGAGCAAAAUAAGAAUUUUGAAAACAAAGCUAUUUUGAAGUAUUCAAGCAGAAAAAUUCCCUAGUACUAGUUUCUCUGAUUUCACAUGUACAGCUAUUUAUAUGCCUGUGAUUUUUUUCUGGCAAUUUAAAUGAAAAAUGGCCUCUGAUUUCAAUUUCAAAAAGGUUAUGAGAAAGUUAGGGAUGUAGCUCAGUUAGGGAAGAGUGCUUGCCUGGCAUGCACAGAGCCCUGGGUUCCAUCCCCAGCGUCAUUUAAAAACUUCAUGGAGUCUGUAAUCCCAGCACCCUGGAGGUAGAGGCAGAAGGAUCAGAAAUUCAAGACCAUUCUUGAGUUAGAACCCAGCCUGGGAUACUUGAGACCUUGUCUCAUUAAAAUAAAAUAAGGAGAUGGGGGUGAGAGUGUGAUCAGAAUAUACUGUAUGGGAAAAAAGAUAACAAGAUUCAGAAAGAUGACCAAAGAUGCAGACUACUUUGCAUUAUAUUAAACUAUCCUGUGUAAAAUUUGUAUAGAGAACUCAAUGAGGUUUUAUAAGUUUCUAAUUAAAAUGUCUGGAAAAGA